UAACGAUUAAUCGCCGGGCCAAACACUGUAUAAAUGGCCCGGGCGAGGUGCUCGCACGUGGACUGCCUCCCGCUACGCAGCCCCGCGCUCCCUGCCGCCAGCGACAUGUGCAUCCUGCGGUCGCUGCUGCUGCGGUCGCUGCUGCUGCCCGCGCUGCUGGCCGCCCCGCAGCCGCUGCGCUGCGCGCCCUGCGCCCCGGAGCAGCUCGCCCGCUGCCCGCCCCUGGCGCCCGGCUGCGCGGAGCCGGCGCGGCCGCCGGGCUGCGGCUGCUGCCCCGCCUGCGCGCUGAGGCACGGGGAGCCCUGCGGCGUCUACACGGCGCGCUGCCGCCAAGGGCUCCGCUGCCUCGUCCCCGUCGAGGAGCCGCGGCCCCUCGCCGCCCUCCUCCAGGGGCGCGGGACGUGCCUGCCUGCCGGCUGGGUCACGGGGAUGCGCGCAGCCGAGCCGCCAGACUCUAUUGAAUCAGAGGAUAUGCCUUUGGAAAGCACUGAAAUGACACAGGAUCAGCUGCUGAACUAUCAGCUGAUGUUUCCUAUAAGCCAGGAAAAAUCCGUCCCCUGGAAUGCCAUCACUGCAUAUGAAAACAUGAAAGCAAAGAGAAUAUCUGAACUCACGAAAUGGAAAGAGCAGGGACCAUGUCAGAAAGAGCUCUACAGGGCCCUGUAUAAAUUGGCAAAGGCACAGCAGAGAACAGGAGGGGAGAUUUUCAAAUUCUACUUGCCCAACUGCAACAAGAAUGGAUUUUACCACAGCAAACAGUGUGAAACUUCACUGGAUGGAGAGUCUGCUGAGUGCUGGUGUGUCUAUCCAAAAAAUGGAAGAAGAAUCCCUGGAUCUCCAAAUAUUAAAGGAGACCCUGAAUGCCAACAGUAUCUCAACUCACAAGAAUCAAACUAAACACAUGCAUUCAUACCAAGAUUUCUGUGGAGCCUGAUCUAGUCAGAAGCCAAUUCAGUAAGGUGGUUUUGUACACUUGAUUUUCAGCAUAUGAGUAACCCCACUGAGGAGGUUUUUUACUGCACUGGGAUUACUCAGAUGCUUGAGUGACAGAUAUGAGCAACUCAAAGAUCAAAUUUCUACAAUCUUGUAUAUUUUGUUUGUAUACUAUUAUAGAUGUCCUCAUAUGUAAAGCUAUUGAAUUAUUUAUUUCACAGUACGUGUAUUUUUAUCUGUGUAUUGCUACUAAUUUAUAUCCUCAAAUAUUUCAUAACUUUAUAUGUAAAUAUAUAAUAUUAUUCCUCUUAAAUGUAUGCAUUUUAUGUUGAAGGAAUGUUGCUACUUAAAACUUCAAAUGGCAUAACUUGAGAAAAAUGGCUUGUAAAAGUGCAUUUUUGUACUACGUAUUUAUAGAUGUAAAAAUGAAUUUAAAAAAAUACCUUUCAGUAGAGAACAUGCUUAGAAACUUAUUUAGAACUUGUUUCAUUUAUAUAUCAUAUUACUUUUGCACCUCUUCUUCAAUGUAAAGCUGAUUCUUAGAAAGGAAAGUCUAAACCUUGAUUAUAUAAUGAAGCUGAUGAUGAGACAGUAUUUAUUUCUAUUUUCCAAACAUAUGCACUGGAUAAAUGGCAGAAUACAAUAGUAUACUCUGUGCCACCUUUGACAGGUAUAAGUUGUUUAUUUGUUGACAUUGUCAUGUUAUUUAAGAUGAGCUAUUAAAUGUCUUCUAUACUGUCCCAGUUUCUUGCUUUCUCUGUGUUCCCAUUCAGCAGUCUGACCUUGCUAGGACAGCACGGCAGUGGGGGGUAGUGUAGGGGAAAACACACCUCUUGUGAGUCUGCAUCCUGAAUUCCUACCUCCAUUUUCCUGCAGUGAGUUUUCUUUUUUAGCUCUUCUCUCCCCAUUCACCUUCUCCCAUCCCCUUCAAUCCCAGCUGUGCUUUGCAAGCCUUUGCCUUGCACAAAGCAGCAGCCUCCAAGGGAAGUUAUUACAAGGUUUUCUGGUAGAAAAUCUGGAUGCCUUUCUCUGCUCAAAAGCCCAAGGCCAGCUGUAUUAGUGUGUUUAAAAGAUAACGUCAAGGCUAGAAGGAGCCAUUUCCUGCACAGAGAGUCAGAGAAUAUAAAAGGGAGGCUGGGGAAAAGCACAGCCUUACUCUUUUUUGCUGAAUGCAGAUCAGAGAGUCCCCCUUGGCUUGGGAUGUGGUUUCCCUCCCUUCCCCCACAUUUUCCUUCCACUUAGUGGUUGCAGAGAAAAAGACAGAAAGCGACUGCUCUGCUGGCUUCAAGCUGGUUUUGCCCAUGGAAAACUGGUGCGGGAGUCAGCAAGUCCCAGAGGUGGAAACAGGCUGCACCAACCCUGCCUGAGAAAACAGCCUGAGCGGAGAGUAAUAACGUUUUCUAAGAGCCUGGCACGAGGGAAACUCAGCAUAAAAUCCUCCUUCUGUUAGUUGGCACAAGGUUUGGGUUUUAAAGGGGAGCAGGAAGCAGCUUGUAGAAAUUGCAAAGCUGAAGUGUGGAGAUUGCUGCUCUCUGCAUCAUGGACCCAUAGCAUUGCUGAAUGUGUUGGCUGUAUUUGCAUGUUAAUAUCAGCUGAUCCAAUUGGAAUCUAAUAAACUGCUCCAGACACAAAAGUAUGGAUAUACUGCUGAGCUUCUUUCUAAAGUGGUUUUAGAUCUUCACAAGGAAAGCAUUGCAAAAGCAGUUGAUGGCAUUGAUAUAAUGAAUAAUUCAUGUUUAACGUCCCUGUAAUGAGCUACAGUGAGGUCUGGCUAAAACUGUGUUCCAUGACGCAUUCACUGUGUCAAAAUGCUUGGCAAUCAUUCCAUCAAAAUAAUGAAGAAACAGCAAAUUUGUGCAGAAUCUUAAAAUCCUUAUGUGGAGUCUACACUGCACCAAACAAAUGUCAUGUGGCUUUGCCAAGGGAAAAUUGUGAAGAAAGAAGGGGAAAUCAUACAUUGAUAGUUACAGCAUACACUUAAGAGUACUCUGACUGCUCUGACCCCAUCAAACUUGUGUAAAAGCUGAUCUCUAAAGAUUGGUUCUUUUUGUUGAGGUAUAUAAAGGAAAUGUUCAUCAUGUUAAUCAUUACAAACAGCACAGUCUAUGUGCAGUAUAGCAAUCCACUGGAAAGAUACUUCUUUGCAGGGUGGCGGGUUCCCAUCAUAUUUGCAAGAAAUCAGAUUUUUUAACAGGGACAUUAAAUGCCAUGUUCCGCGAGCAGAAGUUGCUUCGUACAGCAUUCAGGUAUGAAAGGCCAAUUUCUUAGAGGAGUUUAGCUUCUUGCCUCCCACUGAAAGCAACAGAG
Molecule: messenger RNA, 3240 nt
Organism: Cuculus canorus (common cuckoo)
Lineage: Eukaryota; Metazoa; Chordata; Aves; Cuculiformes; Cuculidae
Gene: IGFBP1
Product: insulin like growth factor binding protein 1
Exons: 4
Coding region: 34-897 (287 amino acids)
Biological process (GO): regulation of insulin-like growth factor receptor signaling pathway
Cellular component (GO): extracellular region
Molecular function (GO): insulin-like growth factor I binding; insulin-like growth factor II binding
Source: RefSeq, a predicted model, not a curated record